This is a messenger RNA of Panicum virgatum (switchgrass), 911 nucleotides long. RefSeq lists its product as uncharacterized. NCBI's taxonomy places the organism in Eukaryota, Viridiplantae, Streptophyta, Magnoliopsida, Poales, Poaceae. The transcript has a single exon. The record is from RefSeq and is a predicted model, not a curated record. The coding region runs from base 139 to 750 and encodes 203 amino acids.
CAACGCUCGCUUGCAUCACACACAAGAACGCACUCGAGCACGUGCCCAAUAAGCAAAGCCCAAGCCAUAUACGGCGAGUCGGCGAUCAGCGUCAGCUAGCUCAAGCUCCGAAUCCAAUCAGGGCGCGCGGCGGCGGCGAUGGCUUCCCUGACGACCGUGCCGACGGCGACCGCGGCGGCCGGCGGCCACAGGGACCAGCGCGAGGGCGCGGAGGUGAUCACGGGCGCGGAGGCCUGCUUCGCGCACUCCAAGGAGAUGCUCCGGGCGCUGGGGUUCCCCGGCGGGGUGAUGCCGCUGCGCGGGCUGGAGGAGUGCGGGUGGGUGCGGGAGACGGGGUUCGUGUGGAUGCGGCAGAAGGCGCCCUACGAGCACUACUUCCGGGGCACGGGCACCCGGGUGCGCUACGACGCCGAGGUCACCGCGUACGUGGAGGACGCCCGGAUGAAGCGCAUGACCGGGGUGCGCAGCAAGCAGGUCAUGCUCUGGGUGCCCAUCGUCGAGAUGAGCCUCGACGGCGAGAAGCGCGACAGGAUCUACUUCAAGUCCAACGUCGGGAUCGGCCGCUCGUUCCCCGCCGCCGCCUUCGCCGACGACGAGGAAGAGGAGAAGAAGGAGAAAGAGGAGGACGGCGGCAAGCCCGCCGAUGAUGGCGCCGAUGCCGUGGAGAAGAAGGAGAAAGAAGAGGACGGCGACAAGCCCGCCGAUGAUGGCGCCGAUGCCGAGGAGAAGGAGGACGCCGCCAGCAAGUGAGAGCGCGGGCCGGCACCGUGGCGUGCGUGAUCACGAGCGGAGAUGCUGAUGCAUGUAUCUUCUCCUUUGUUUGCUUCGUUCUCUAUUGCCUGUGUUUAAUUACCUCGUCGAUACGUGAGGAAUAAUAAUUGAGCAAGUUGAUCCGAUGUUUACACCAAAAA